Messenger RNA from Drosophila persimilis, 514 nucleotides. RefSeq names its product histidine-rich glycoprotein. The record is from RefSeq and is a predicted model, not a curated record. Bases 64 to 402 code for a protein of 112 amino acids. The transcript is spliced from 3 exons. NCBI's taxonomy places the organism in Eukaryota, Metazoa, Arthropoda, Insecta, Diptera, Drosophilidae.
CAUUAUACGUUACGUUACUAGUAUUUCCAGUGUAGAAGAGCUCGUGAUUUCAUUUGACCAAAUAUGUCCGCCCUGAAAGCAUUCAUCAUGUUCGCCCUAUUGUCCGUGGCUUACUGUGCGCCCAGCCCAGGCUUCUUCGGCAAACACGAACAUCAUACGAUCCAUGUUCCAUACAAGGUUCACACGGUUCACCACCAUCAUGUACAGAAGAUUCAUGUUCCGGUGGUAAAGCACGUGCCCAUUUACAAGGAGGUUCCUGUUCACCACGUACACCACGAGGAGAUCCUCCCAGUGCCCGUUCACGUCCAUCACGAGGAGGUGCCAGUCCAUCAUGUCUACGAGGAUCAUCACGAUUACCACAAGGGCUGGAGCUCAGCGCACCAUGGACACGGCUGGAUCUAGGUCGUCAGCCCCACCAAAACGCUCCACCAAACCAAUAAAACCCAGCCCAACCCUCCUGACUGUAAAUAUUAUACAAUUCCUAAGUUAAUGAUUGUAAAUAAACUGAAUUCGA